Oppia nitens is the source of this 1562-nucleotide messenger RNA. It is a transcript of the gene mip40, whose product is annotated as protein lin-37 homolog. Gene Ontology annotation, cellular component: Myb complex; transcription repressor complex. The transcript has 4 exons. Gene Ontology annotation, biological process: negative regulation of transcription by RNA polymerase II. The coding region runs from base 254 to 1384 and encodes 376 amino acids. Lineage: Eukaryota; Metazoa; Arthropoda; Arachnida; Sarcoptiformes; Oppiidae. The record is from RefSeq and is a predicted model, not a curated record.
CAAUGUGUUUGACUGAGUGUUGCGUUGGAGUCGACCACUGAUUGGCUAAGAGUUGGUAUGCCUUCAGAAAAGUAGUCGUAUUUUGAUUUUGUGCUCAAAUCAAGUGUUUGUCUUUUGCUAUGCUUUUAGUGUCAAAAGUGGUCACAUAUAUAGUGUGACUGUAUUACUGUCCGCACAUACACUUACACAACAGUUAGUACCGAAACYAAACACACGAUUCGUUUGGACAAACAGUUUGCGGACAAUCAAAGUGAUGGUCGGCAGUCGUGUUUCGUCGCGGAUCGCGUCGCGCAUAGCCAUCAAACAGGAACAACAGGAUCCCAUCGAUGACUAUCAUCACCAGAGUCCGGGUGGUGGUAGUGGCGGAGGUGUAGGCGCACACCCGAUGGUCAAUCAUCGUAGCAAUAGUUCGUAUAGAAAUCACCCGACGGCCAGCGAGACUACACCGAAGAAACAAAGGCGUACAUUAAUCACGUCUUCGCCCUCUUCUGUUGAAGAAGACGACGUGUUUGAUAAUAAUUCUGUGGAUGAUAUCGACGAUUUUGAUGACGACGAUGAAGACGAAAUCAUUGUGGCCAACAAUCGUCGAUCAGUUCCUCGACACAAACGCUUCAGCGGUGGAACUCAUCGCCAGAAACGAGCCGACAGUGAGUUAGAUUCGGCGCGCAAUAAGUUGGGCGAUCUGUUGGCCCACAUAUCUAAAGGCGACUCACAAGAAGAUGACGAGUUCGAUGACGAAGACGGAGAAACUGAUUCAUCACCUCAUCUAAAGAGACGACGAUCUCAUAAACACAAGAAACCCGGGAAAACGAUUAAAGAAGAAUCUUACGGCAAGACAUCUACGUUUGUUUUAAAGCUAUUCGACCGCAGCGUUGAUUUGGCGCAAUUUAGUCACAAUAACGCUCGAGAGGACGCUCCGUUAUACCCGGUGUGCAGGGCGUGGAUCAGAAACAACACUCAACUACCAAAUCUGUAUGAAUCCCCCGAACCCGAAGAGUACACCGACGAAGACUUGGAGCCAAGUGGCGGACCGAUCGAUGAAAAACCAUCCGGUAUUUAUCAUUUGCCAAAACCGUUGCCGCGACCGGUGGACGAGUCGGGCAUUGAAAUCGAUUUGCGAAUACCAGAAUCGGUGCGCAACUAUAAGAAACCGGAGAUAUCGCAAGCGGACACAGCCAUCAAUAGUCUGGUCACCGAUAAUUUCAGUACAUUGUUGGCUAAAAAUAUGACUCAUUGGAAGAAAGUGCGACAAGAAUGGCAACAGUCGUCUCUCGACAAUGAGUUGCGAUACAAACACAGCUGUGAUGUUCUCAAAGCUAUGUUUGAAAAGACAAUGAAUGGACAACCGGAACAGUUCAAACCUCAAACUAUGGACACAUUAUAAGUUCAUAAAAUGUAUGAUUGAAAUAUAAAGAAUGGAAGACUUGAAAGUGUGUUAAAAAGUUUUGUUUUAGUUAUUGUUUUUUAAUAUAUUUGUAACUUAUAUACUAAAUGUAAAAAACUUUUUAACCUCAUCUUUCAAUUCACCGAAAAUUUUAAAUUAUAAUUAGACGCUAAUUAAA